Mizuhopecten yessoensis (Yesso scallop) is the source of this 2214-nucleotide messenger RNA. RefSeq names its product putative ankyrin repeat protein PA3287. Lineage: Eukaryota; Metazoa; Mollusca; Bivalvia; Pectinida; Pectinidae. The transcript is spliced from 3 exons. Gene Ontology annotation, molecular function: protein binding. The coding region runs from base 169 to 1041 and encodes 290 amino acids. Gene Ontology annotation, cellular component: cytoplasm. The record is from RefSeq and is a predicted model, not a curated record.
AAGGCUAGACGAGCACAGUUCAUCUUCCACUACCUACCUUUACACACGUGUUUUCACCUGUAAGGGAGAUCGACUCUAAUACACUUCUAUACUUGUGUUAUACUACACGGAAUACCUUCAUUCUACAGACUUGGAUUAUAAUUUCAACUUUGAAUUCAUCUGAGUUUAAUGUCAACCAUGAGUUUCCGAAUGUUGCGAUCAUCGGAUUCCUUAGACGACGAGUUUUCUGCGAACAAUCACCGUCGAUUAUGCCGGCAGCGUUCAAACUCAGAACCAAAUCGUCUGAGCAUUGAUGAAAGCGGGGUCAACGCUACUAACAGCAAUGGAAGGAGUCUGUUGUUCUGUGCAGUCCGUUAUGGACAACUUGAGGUUGCCCGUGGUUUGUUGGAAUCCCGAUGUGAUCCGAAUAUACCAGACGAGUACCGAAAUAUUGCCCUGCACGAGGCCGUAGAAAGAUCACACCCUGACCUUGUCAAACUCCUGAUCAAAUAUGGGUCCGACUUGGAUGCCAAAAAUUGUCUCGGUCAGACACCGUUGAUGAGAGCUGUUGUAUUCGACGAUUUGGAAAUUGUCAAGCUCUUAGUUAAAUCAGGAGCCGAUCUUGAUGAGCUCGAGUGCACAGGUAAAUCUGCUCUCCUAAUUGGCUUACUGGAACAGCGGGAAAAAGUGUGCUCGUUCUUAAUCAAAUACGGAUGUGACGUCAACAUUGUCGACAAGCUUGGACAAAGUGCUAUGUAUCUGGCCUCUCAAUCAACAAAUGCGGAAUCAAUGGUUUUGUGCAAAAGAUUGAUCAAAGCUGGAUAUGAAACAAAAAAGGAUUCCGAUUGGUUGGACGAGUCGAGCGUUGCGCGCAGAGUACUCCGCCGAAAGAGUUUUCUGAAAAAGGUUUACAACAAGCUGAGAAAUCGAAAUGAAAGCAACGACAAACAGAAAUAUUACCACAGUGAAACAUCAAGUUCGUGUUCUGACAGUCCAAACGAAAGUUAUUCGGACAUGAUUGAAAGCGUAAAUAAUCCCUGUGUCAUCCGAGUACGAAACUAAACUACGAAAUUAAACUGACAAUGAAAUAACAGGACUUUGAACAAUAGUAGAAAUUUAAUUUCUGCAUAAUCACAAUUUGAAGUGACUUUCGUGUUUCGAUUGUGUUUCACGACAUUAUCGGUUUUAAGUUGUCGAUAGCAAUUCAUAUUCAUGCUCACGUUUUCCAUUUUAAGUUAAUUUUUGCAUAAUAUCACAGCAUUUAUUAUAUUGAUACGAACAGAGAAACGGACACAAGAUAUUUUUUUUUUAAAUAUGACGUUUUCGGUCAUAAUACUUAGCAAGCAAUACAUGUAUAUGUUCAUUCUAUCAAAGCUUAAUGUUAAUUUAAGAUGUUUAUCAUAAUUAUUAAUGUUUGUUCUGUUACAGUAAAUGUCUGUUCACUCGAAAAGCUCCAAUCAUUAUAGUUGAGGUCUCAAGAUGGUGCUAUUUUUCUGAAAUUUCGAUAAUAAGUUUUUCUUGUUGGUAUGGUGUUUUUUUUUCGGAAUUUGUCUUUCAUUAAGGCCGUCUUAUAUUUCGAAGCCAUUCAAACAGUUGGUUUUUUAUGGCAUACUUUUAAGACUGUCGUAUUUUGAAAGCUAUCAGCUGACAGUAGAUCGUAUUCAUGAUAACGCUAUCACUUGUUACUGUAAAUUUCUAAAUGUACAUCUCCAAUACAUUAAGGAUUAAUGUAUAUAUAAAACUGUUCUAAUGCACAUACUUAUUUAAAUUAAUUUAUAGACAAAUGGAAUUAUCUGAGAGUUAUAAUCCUAUAACUUUUUGUAAUUUAAUAAAUACUUGUCUGAUACGUCCAUGACGACAACGGGCGUAACCACUCUGCAUUAUAGCCAUGGAUAAUUUAUAAAUCUGGACUGCUUUCGAAGUAAGUCUGGUUACAUGGAACAAGACUUAUUUUCAAGGUGGACCUAUUUUUGAAUUAAGCUAAUUAUCGAGAAUCUAUGGUAACGAUUUAUAUUGGUUUUUAAAAGGAAAACUUCUUACUAUUGGUACCAUUUAAAAGAUAUUUAGAUAUUUGAAGAUUGAAACCGUAAUGAGCUUUACUGGACAGUGAUCAUUGUAUUUACUUCAACCAUGUCUUGUAAUGUUUUGUAUUGUUACAUUGAAAUCCUGCCUUCGCUGCUUUUCCGAGUGUUGCAAUGAAUAUUUAUAUGAAUAAUAAAUGUCUUCAGUCAUCAG